This is a messenger RNA of Suillus subalutaceus, 1513 nucleotides long. RefSeq lists its product as uncharacterized. The transcript has 23 exons. The record is from RefSeq and is a predicted model, not a curated record. The coding region runs from base 320 to 1294 and encodes 324 amino acids. NCBI's taxonomy places the organism in Eukaryota, Fungi, Basidiomycota, Agaricomycetes, Boletales, Suillaceae.
GCACAACAAAUGCAUAGCCAGCCAAGUCUAAUUACCAAGGGCACUACGGAGGCCUCAAGGUGAGCAUUUUCCAGGAAAUGUCAAGUUAUUUUUAGUUUGGGAGGUCAAGUGGGCAUUGAGCGCCAACUUAAAAAGCCAGGCCUAGGGUCCAGCUGGACCCCCGUGCAAACCGCGCCAAAAAGAUUUAAUACCGAUAAGCUCCUUCCUUAAGCUUUCCAUCACUUGAUCUGUUGGGACCUGAAACCCCGUAUAAUAAAUGCCUUGUGGUAUACAGCCACUUCAAAACGUGUUCUUCUUCUCUGUACGCUGAUUGUUCGCUAUGGCGGUGGACAUUCAUGAUACGUUUGGCGCAGGGUUCAUCGGGGGUAUGGUGGCUGCGAUCUUGUAUGGCAUCACGACUCUGCAGACAUACUUGUAUUAUGUGUAUUACCCCAGAGACACCGAUGGCCUGAAAGUACUGGUUGCGUCCAUCUGGGUCAUCGACACUUUACACGUCUCCCUUAUGUGUCAUGCCCUGUAUUACUAUCUUGUCACGAGUUUUGGUGACCCAGAUAACCUUGCAAUUGGAGUUUGGUCCCUUUUCAUAUCGCUCGGUCUAAAUCUUCUCAUGGCUGUGCUCGUGCAAACAUACUUUGCUUUUCGAAUAUGCUACUUAACCCGCUCCAAUAUUCGAUGGUGGUUGACAUCCUUUCUUAUGUUGGUCGUUCUCGCACACUUCGCCUUUGGAUUGGAGACAGUUAUCCUCAUGUUCAUCAAGAAGGAAUUCAGCGCGCUUUCGGAGAUCACUCUCUAUGCUGCUACGCCUUUCGCUAUAACUGCUGUUUUGUCCGAUGUCUUCAUUGCUUGUUCACUGUGCAUUCUUCUCCACGGCAAUCGCAGUCCUGUUAUCGAGACUAACACGCUCGUCAAUACAUUGAUCAUAUACGCCAUCAAUCGUUGUCUACUGACUUCAGUCGUUGCCGUGGCCGAAGUUAUCGCAUUUGCUAUCAUCCCAGGCAGUCUGUGGUUCAUCGCGAUAGAUUUCGUCAUCGGAAAGCUAUACGCUAAUUCCCUCCUUGCAUCCCUAAAUAGCCGAAGUGCCCUACGAGGGCGUGAUCACACUCGCGAUGACGGCACUAGUUUCCGUGUCAACACCAUCAACCUAACUGGCCUACAGUCCUCAAGCGACAGGGACAGCAGCGGAGGCACGCAGAGUAAAACGACAGCCAGCACCGUCUCCGCUCGUGCCCGUGUAAAAUCGGCUCCAGAUGGAGAUAUCGCCCAGCUUGAGAUGGGUAACUUGGACAAAAUCUGAUGUUUGUGUUUUGCUGUGCAUGAUUGCAACAUACUCCUUAUCUAUCGACCUAGCCCUAGAGCGCUUCGUACUUCGCCAUCAUCAUUAUUAUCACUCAUCUUCAUCUUCAUCAUGGGAUUCUUGUUGUUGACAUCACUCUUACUACCGUCUCGUCUACUCUUGCUUGUAUCUAUGUAGCUCGAUACCCCCCAACUUGAAAAAUAAGCAUAUUUUCAUUAA